AUGGAGAGGACAACAAAGCCUUCAUACCUCGGGUGCGACAACAAGAAGACCAAUAAAGCUGCCCUCAAGUGUUUGCGAGAAGCAGAUAUCAAUAGUAUCAGAAACAUUAGCACUCAAAUCUUCUAUGAUUACAACGAUAUCUUGACUUGGCCCUUCCAGCCCGUACAGGGAGGGCCCUUGUUUGAGAAACCCGGCUCUCAGUCUGGGUACGAUGGAACAUUCUUUCAUGUUCCUACUAUCACUUCAAACGUCAACGAUGAGGGCAAAUUCUAUACACCUGGCGAUCUCGAGACGGACGACGAUUUCUUGGACUAUCUCCACAACAUCUCACCUGCUCUGACACAAAAGGAUUUGUCCGAGCUGAGCAAUUUGUAUCCUGACCCAGCAAAAUACGACGACUCACCUUUUGCAAACUCGCCAAACAGUACUCAGUACAAUCGUAUCUCAGCCGCUUGGAGCGACUACGCUUACAUCUGCCCUGGCCAGGAGACUGCAUAUCGAGCCUCCACUGCAGGCGUGCCUACAUGGAAAGUCCGCUUCUUUUGUGUGUAA
This is a messenger RNA of Fusarium poae, 552 nucleotides long. RefSeq lists its product as uncharacterized. The record is from RefSeq and is a predicted model, not a curated record. Lineage: Eukaryota; Fungi; Ascomycota; Sordariomycetes; Hypocreales; Nectriaceae. Bases 1 to 552 code for a protein of 183 amino acids. The transcript is spliced from 2 exons.